ACAACAAUGGCUUCGAAAGUUACCACCUCUCUCGCAUUCCUCUUCACUUUCAUUAUCCUCUCAUCGACUUUCGUUUCCUGCUACGACACAUCGAACCCCAGACCUACACCUUCAACGUCCAAAGCAGGAAAAAAAUGCCCGAAAGACACUCUUAAAUUUGAAAUUUGUUCAGAAUUACUCAAAGGUCAAACCGAUGUCGUUGCCAUCGAGAAGCGUCCGAAAUGCUGUAAGGUGAUGGAAGGACUUGUUAAUGUUGAAGCUGCUACUUGUCUUUGCCUUGCUAUUAAAGCUAAUAUUUUGGGCAAGAAUCUAAACAUCCCUCUCUCACUCAACUUGAUACUCAGUGCUUGCCACAAGAAGGUUCCAAAAGGCUUCAAAUGCUAAAUUUAAUCACCAUAUUUUAUUUUGCUUUAUUGUUUGUUUUAGAAUAAUUUGAACAAUUCUUCCUUUCUUUUAUUUGUUUUUGGGUUUAGAAGUA
Cucumis melo (muskmelon) is the source of this 478-nucleotide messenger RNA. Its product is annotated as 14 kDa proline-rich protein DC2.15-like. The record is from RefSeq and is a predicted model, not a curated record. The transcript has a single exon. The coding region runs from base 7 to 384 and encodes 125 amino acids. NCBI's taxonomy places the organism in Eukaryota, Viridiplantae, Streptophyta, Magnoliopsida, Cucurbitales, Cucurbitaceae.